AUGGCGUUUGUGGCCGGCGCAUCGGUGAACAAUAGCUCUGCUCCUUGCCGAGCCGCUGCCUCUUCGCAAACGGGCGUGUUCGAGCAACACAUUGCCCUGGAACUCCCAGCAUCUUUUUCGCCCACUUCAGGCUCAACGCUGGAUCGUAAGGACGCUGGCCUGGGCUCGCACAACAGAACGAUCGCCAUGGCGCUCUCUCAGACAAGGCCAAUCUGGAUUCCGACGCCGUCGUCGCCGUCGCACAGCUCGCCUCGAAGCCACUUUCGAUGCAGCUCGGAUGCGGGAUCCGACCUCUCGAUCAGCUUCCCACUGGGCGGCGCGACCGCGUUCCCGCUGUCUGCAGUGCAGGAUCCGUUUGCAGCGGUAGAGCUCAACCAUCGACUCGCAUGUCUCACCGCCGAAGAUGUGCUCUCCUGCGACAGCAGCACGCGUUCGCGCCUUGUCGUGUUUCCGCAUGAUGGAAGCAUCGAAUCGGCAGGCGAGAGGCUUGCGGAAGCCGACCACGCCGAGACCUGGAUUUUGCUCGAGCGCAAACCCGAGCGCAAACACACCAGCAGCACUACCCGUGGCCUCUCCAAGCUCACCACAUCCGACUGCGUCGGUCUGCUGGGCCUCGAGGAUCUUUCGGCUUUCUUCGCCGUGGUCUUUGCACCGCAACUCUCCAAAAGUAGUGUGCACGAUCCCGUCUCGCCGCCAGCGUCGCCCAUGGCAAGUCCCUCGGACUUUGUCUUUCCUGGCGCACAUGCAGCACCGACGGAGCGCGUCGCUCAGAUUCGCAAGGUCCGCGCGCAACUCGACGCCAAGCGCGCCGUGGCCGCUUCGAUGAUCUCCAACCUCUCGGGCAAGAACGCGCUUCGACAUGUGUCGCUCGACACUCCGCUCGCCGACAUCCUGGGCCUGCUGAGCCAGCCCGACGUCAACUGUCUCGUCGUAUCCGACGCUCGCCGCAGUGACGACGGUGCGGUGUGUGGCAUCCUGACUGCCACCGACGUGGUGGCUUUCGUCGUUGCCGAGGCCGAGCGCGACUCUGUACUGGCCAACGCGCUCUCCACCACGCUCGAUGCCCUCACCGCCGUUGUGCUGCAGCAGCCGGCUGCGGUGAUCUCGGGCGAUCGCAGCACGGUGGAUGCGCUGGUGCGAAUGCAGGCCGAGCAGCUCUCGGUGCUGGCAGUGAUGGAUCCGGUCGGAGGCCUCAUCUCGCCCGUCUCGUCGCGCGAGAUCUCGCAGGAGAUCCUCCGAUCCGCAUCGCGCAAGAUCCUCACCACGCCGCUCUCAACCGUGGUCAAGAGCCUCCGCUCGCGCCAUCCACAGGGCACCGACGGAAAGGAUGCACAUCCAGCAGUCUCGGUAAGCAACUCGGCCAGCGUGGCGAGGGUCGCUGCCAUCCUGCUUGCGACCGAGGCGGGAGGCGUAUAUGUGGUGGACGAGCCCAAGGUGGUCAUGACUCCUCCGCUGUCGUGUGUGUCGGCCUCGCCGGGCAAAGAGCUACCGGCACUUUCGCUCGACACGGACAUGAUGCCGCUCAGCAGGUCGGUGAGCUUCACUCCGGCACCUGCCCAGAAGCAUCGACGCUCGUCGACGCAGUUCUGGACCGCACCGCGAACUUCGUUCAGCGGUGGCUCGUCCGAAACUUCGCGUCCGCCACUUCCCACCUUUGCCGUCGCCACUGGUGGCGAAACGGGCCGAGAACGCAGGGCGAGCAACAAGCCCGAACUGACGCUGUCGAGCUCGCUCGCCUCGCUGCCCAAGUCGGGGAGUGCCGCCAUGUCGGCGCACAUCAGAACGUCUUCGGCCGCCCGACCGCUGCGACCGCGAUCGCUCUCGCUCGCCCACUUUUCGUUGGACGAGACCAACUCGUCGCGCCAGUUCGGUAUGCAGGCAGCGCACCGAAGCCAAGGAUCCUGGACACCAGUCACACCAACCGCAGGCUCGGCAGCCUCGUCGGCAGGAUCGCCGUCGUCGCCGUUUGGCAACAUGCUCGUAUCGGGCUUCUUUGGCGAAGCCAUGCAGAACGGCAUACCUAGACACGUUGUCACCAUGAAGACCAUCCUGCAGUCGCUGCUCGCCGCCACGGGUGCUGCCAAUGAAGAGGCGCUCGAGACGUGA
Molecule: messenger RNA, 2106 nt
Organism: Moesziomyces antarcticus
Lineage: Eukaryota; Fungi; Basidiomycota; Ustilaginomycetes; Ustilaginales; Ustilaginaceae
Exons: 2
Coding region: 1-2106 (701 amino acids)
Source: RefSeq, a predicted model, not a curated record